Messenger RNA from Stereum hirsutum FP-91666 SS1, 1058 nucleotides. RefSeq names its product Aldo/keto reductase. Gene Ontology annotation, molecular function: oxidoreductase activity. The coding region runs from base 1 to 885 and encodes 294 amino acids. NCBI's taxonomy places the organism in Eukaryota, Fungi, Basidiomycota, Agaricomycetes, Russulales, Stereaceae. The transcript is spliced from 6 exons. The record is from RefSeq and is a predicted model, not a curated record.
AUGCCCGCCUCCACUGUUACCAAGCUUAACACUGGUGCUGAGAUGCCCACUCUCGGUCUCGGUACCUGGAAGUCCCAGCCCGGUGCUGUCGAGCACGCCGUAGAGACUGCUCUUAAGGCCGGAUACAAGCAUAUCGAUACCGCUGCAGCAUACGGCAACGAAGCUGAGGUCGGCCACGGUAUCAAAGCCUCUGGUGUUCCCCGCUCCUCCUUCUUCCUGACCACCAAGCUCAACAACAAUGACCAUACUCGUGCCUAUGCCGCACUUGAGGAGUCUCUCGCCAAGCUUGAGACGGACUACCUCGACCUCUGGUUGAUGCACUGGCCCGCUCCGAUGACCAAGGACUUGUCCGGUGCUGACAGGACCAUCAACUGGAUUGAUACAUGGAAGGAGAUGGAGAAGAUCUACAAGGCGCACCCGGAGAAGGUCAAGGCUAUUGGUGUCUCCAAUGUGUCGCCUGCUUUCCUUGAGCUCCUCCUCAAAGAGGCUACUGUCAUCCCCGCCGUGAACCAGAUCGAGCGCCACCCAUCUUGCCUCCAAACCGACGUGCUUGAGGCCUGCAAAAAGAACGGCAUCGUCGUCACCGCCUACUCCCCCCUCGGCUCCGACAACUCCCCUCUGCACGAGAACGCGGUCAUCAAGAAGAUCGCGGACAAAUACUCCGUUACUCCCGCAAACGUCCUCAUCUCGUUCCAGGCUAACACCCCCAACGUUAACGUCCUCGCGAAGUCGGUCACCCCCGCCCGUAUCGAGGCCAACCUGAAAGUCAUCGACCUUACCGAGGAGGAGAUGAAGGAGCUCGAAGCCAUUGACAAGGCGCACCACUUCCGUGUCUGCGCACCUGACUGGACUGGCUGGGGAUCCCUUGGUUUCGUCGACUGCUGAGCAUGAUAUGUUUCAUUCGGGAUCAUUUGCUUCGAUUGCUAGUGAGCGCAAGACAAAAGAUGAAGUUCACGUGGAUGUAUGAAUCAUUUAUCAGUAUGUGAAGAAUAGUUGAAUAGGUAUACAUGUAUGUAUGUGCAUAUGUAGACCCGAUAAACGUAUGCUUUGACUCGAGA